AUGCCCGGCUUGGGCAUUUGCGAGAAUCCGAGCGAAUCUUUUGGAAUGCCUGCGUGGGAUAUCUUCUCACAUACGGCGAUGCUUGCCGCAUUUGUAAAUGCGAAGUGUUUCGAUAAUGCGAAGGUUUUGUUUGAUGACAUGCCGGAGUGGGACGUGGUUUGCUGCAACACUCUAAUGGCAGCAAAUGAAAGCUACGAUCAGGCAAAAGAUUUGUUUGAUUCGUUGCGCGAAUGGGCACUGGUGUCAUACAACACCAUUCUAAAAACAUUAUCGAGAACAUUAAAAGCUUGUGAUGCAAAGAGCUUCAAAGAGCAAAGAGAUUCUAUGCCUGCCAGAGAUAUGUUCUCGUGGAAUGUCCUUUUGAUAACUUACGCCCAAAGUGGGUAUCUUGGUCAUGCAAAAUCUUUGUUUUCAGGCAUGAAAGUGCACGACUCAGUGGCUUGUAACACAAUGCUGCUUUCGUAUGUAAUCCAUGGCGUUGUAGAGGAAUCUACUGUACUUGUCAGCUCCAUGCCGUGCUGGGAUUCCGUCACUUGGAAUAACAUGGUUUUGGCAUAUACCCAAAAAGGGCAUCUUGAAGAUGCCAUUAGAGCUGUGCUUGUUAGAGCUCCAAAGCUUAGCUCUGUUUCGUGGAAUAUAAUGGUGGCGGAAAAUGCGAAAGUUGGCGAGGUUUUGAGAUUGGUACACAUGAUGGUGGUGGAGGGAGUCGAGCCUGAGAAUAUGACGCUCCUUUCCAUCUUGGUUGGAUGCAACCAUGGCGGCGAUGUCUACACCGCUUGGAAAUACUUGCAACCCCAGUCUGGUCCUGAGCUCGUCAAAACCCCGACUACGUCGCCACCGACAUCCGAAGCGAGAGCAACUUCCUUUCUUGACUAA
This is a messenger RNA of Selaginella moellendorffii, 876 nucleotides long. RefSeq names its product pentatricopeptide repeat-containing protein At4g02750-like. Gene Ontology annotation, molecular function: protein binding. Lineage: Eukaryota; Viridiplantae; Streptophyta; Lycopodiopsida; Selaginellales; Selaginellaceae. The transcript has 3 exons. The record is from RefSeq and is a predicted model, not a curated record. The coding region runs from base 1 to 876 and encodes 291 amino acids.